CCUUUGGUGAAACGACCUUUAAAUAUGGAAAAACCUUUGCUUGUUGUCUAACGUACUUUCGAGUCGCAGAUCGUCUUGGUUUCAGCCAUGGUCCAAAAGUAAAAGUAAUACGCGGCGGAUUAAAAAAAAUGUACAUAGUUGUGAAGAUUUGGACUUACAAUUUACCUAUAGCUGUCACUAUUCAGGCAGGGUGUCAAGCACCUAAGGUUACUACAAGUAAAUCCAAAGAACCCGAUGAAAGUGCUGAUGAUGAGUCUAACUCUGACACUAAUGGUAAUGAUGAAAAUAAUACAACUAAUGUUGAAAGUGAUGAAGAAGAAGAGGCCGGGACUAAGACCGAAAAUGACGAGUCAGAAGCAGAAGAGGAAGCAACAGGUGAUGAUGCAGACGCCAAGGGUACCACAGGAAUCGAAAACGAUGAUGCGGAAGGAAUGGCUAAUGAAAAUGAGUCGCUCAGAAGUAGAAAUCACAGUAGUUAACAAGAUUAUAUGCCAAUCUGUUGUUGCCACUUCUUCUUUUAUUUAAGGUUGUUUUUCUUUGGUCAUUGUUCUCAGCGACUUGCUAAUGUUUAUUUGUAAUAUAAUAUACAGACAGAUACUAUAAUAUACAGAUAGAUAAUAUACACACUCAUAUAAUAUACAGGGUUAUUUGUAAAAUAAUAACAAUCUCGCAGGGCUAUUAUCCUAACGUUACAAACAACAACUUUUGUUUCAUGCUUUUAAUAAUUAAUCAGACGUUACUUUCAUACAAAAAUUAAAAUAUUUAAAUUGAUAGCUCUAAACUAUGAUAACUGUG
Molecule: messenger RNA, 795 nt
Organism: Hyposmocoma kahamanoa
Lineage: Eukaryota; Metazoa; Arthropoda; Insecta; Lepidoptera; Cosmopterigidae
Exons: 2
Coding region: 129-479 (116 amino acids)
Source: RefSeq, a predicted model, not a curated record